This is a messenger RNA of Ilex paraguariensis (yerba mate), 837 nucleotides long. The record is from the annotation of a GenBank genome assembly. NCBI's taxonomy places the organism in Eukaryota, Viridiplantae, Streptophyta, Magnoliopsida, Aquifoliales, Aquifoliaceae.
AUGGUUGAGCUGCUUGUAAUUGUAACCAUGGCUUUCAUAUACCAUCUUCUCUUAAUGUUACUCUGCAUUUUCACUGCAGAAUCUGCAGACCCAUCUGGCCAGUAUUGCAAUGAAAACACCAAUAUCACUCGUCAAAUAUCAGCAAAUAUUGAUACCUUGUUAGCUAAACUGGUUCAGAGCACUGCCCAAAAUGGAUUCACUGCUACUUCCUAUGGUAAAGCUGAAUCCCAAGUCUAUGGCCUGGCACAAUGUAGAGGGGACGUGAGCACCAAAGACUGCUCAGACUGCAUCAACGAAGCAGCAACAGAAAUCCGAAAAGGUUGUCCAAACGAAGCCGAUGCCAGGAUUUGGUACGAGUAUUGCUUCCUAAGGUAUACCACAGAAGAUUUCUUCGGGGUCGUCGACACGGGUUUUGGUAUUUACUACUACAAUGUCAAUAAUGUGACAGACCCUGAAACUUUCAACAAACAACUUGGAGCCCUGAUGGAUAAUAUUAGUUCAGAAGCCGUUGUGCCUGCAAACAAAGGGCUUGGGAAAGGAAAGACUACACUGUCACCUUUUUUAACACUUUAUGCCUUGGUGCAAUGCACAAGGGACCUAUCGCCACUAUCUUGUGCUCAGUGUCUGGCCAUAGCCGUUGGCAACUUCCCCAACUUCUGCGACAAUCGGAGGGGGUGUCGGGUUCUAUACAGCAGUUGUUAUGUCCGAUAUGAGCUCUAUCCUUUUUAUUUUCCUCUUGAUAAGCAAGACACCUCAGUCGAUACUUCAAUGGCCAGUUAUAUAUCCGUUGUUUCUAAGCCUUAGUCGGUGUCGUGUCAGAUUAGUUUGCAACAAAAU